AUGUGGGGCACGACUGUAGACGAGGCGAAGCUGUCAAACGCGGAGAAUCGCCAGCUCAACCAGUGGCAUAACGAGGUCCAACCCAGCACGACUGGCACACGUACACUUCACGAUGCACCCGGUGAAUCUGGGUCAAGUUCCGAUGAGGUCCGCGAAGGGACAUGGGGAGAGCACGAUGUGACUGUGCCCGAUGAGGGUCGGGCCAUGCAUGACUUUGAGGUCCUCAGGAGGGAGCUCACCGGCAUUUCCAGGUCACGGUCCAGAGCGAGCCAAGCAACACGAGGGACGAAAAGGCCAGCAUCUCAACCACGGCAACCUUCAGCUGGAAAAGACGACAUAGAAUCACAGGCUGGAGACCUCGACGAGAAAGAAGAUGACGACUUCGAGCUGGAGGAAUUCAUGCGGGAAGGCCAUUUCGAGAAGCGUAAGGAUGGAAAGUCGGCUAAGAAGGUUGGAGUCGUAUUCAAGAACCUCACUGUCAAAGGUGUGGGAGCCUCGGCCACUUUUGUCAGGACCUUACCACAAGCUGUUCUCGGCACCUUCGGCCCUGACCUCUAUCGACUCAUCUCUCGAUUCAUCCCUGCCCUGCGACUCAAGUCUGGCGAGACUCGCACCCUCAUCAAUGACUUCACUGGUGUGGUACGGGACGGCGAGAUGAUGCUAGUACUUGGAAGGCCUGGAUCUGGAUGCUCAACAUUCUUGAAGGCUAUCGCCAACAACAGAGAGUCCUAUGCGUCUGUCACAGGAGAGGUGUCAUACGGUGGCAUCCCUGCUUCCAAACAGAAGAAAAACUUCCGCGGAGAGGUUAAUUACAACAUGGAAGAUGAUGUCCAUUUUGCGAACCUGAAUGUAUGGCAAACAUUCGUAUUCGCUUUGUACACAAAAACAAAAAAGAAGGCCAGAGACGAGAUACCCAUCAUUGCAGAGGCACUGAUGAAGGUCUUUGGGAUAAGUCACACGAAGUAUACUCUCGUUGGAGACGAGUACGUGAGAGGCGUAUCUGGGGGUGAAAGAAAGCGUGUCUCGAUCGCAGAGACAUUGGCCUCCAAAUCCACAGUGGUAUGCUGGGACAACUCCACCCGUGGACUGGAUGCAUCCACUGCAUUGGAUUACGCCAAGUCGUUGAGGAUUAUGACCGAUAUAAGCGACCGCACGACACUGGUCACCCUAUACCAAGCCGGAGAGGGAAUUUUUGAAUUGAUGGACAAGGUGUUGGUCAUUGAUGCAGGUCGCUGUAUUUAUCAAGGACCAGCAAACGAGGCCCGGCAAUAUUUCACCGAUCUUGGCUUCAAAGCUCCAGAGCGUCAAACGACCGCCGAUUUCUUGACAGCUGUCUCCGACCCGAACGAGCGUCAGUUCCGUGAGGGUUGCGAGGCAAGCACGCCCAAGACGCCAGAAGAGCUCGAGAGGGCCUUUCGGGAGUCACGAUUCCAGAAGUUGGUAGAGGAAGACAUCCAGUCUUACGAGGCUUACCUUCAUGAGACCAAUCACGAGGAUGCGAGAGAGUUUGAACAGGCCGUUCGCGAGGACAAGUCCAAGACUGUCGCUAGCAAAUCCAGCUACACCGUCAGCUUCGUCCAGCAAGUGCUAGCUUGCACGAAGCGAGAAUUUUGGCUCCUACUCGGAGACACGACCACGCUCUACACGAAGCUCUUCAUCAUUAUCAGCAACGGUCUCAUCGUCGGUUCUCUCUUCUACGGACAGCCACUCACAACGGAAGGGGCAUUCUCUCGGGGUGGCUCCUUGUUCUUCUCCAUAUUGUUCUUGGGCUGGCUGCAACUCAGUGAGCUGAUGAAGGCCGUCAGUGGCCGAGCAGUUGUCGCACGCCACAAGGACUACGCUUUCUACCGACCCUCAGCUGUAAGCGUGGCCAGGAUUGUUGCAGACUUCCCCGUCGUUUUUGUUCAAGUCUGCAUAUUCACUAUCAUUAUGUACUUCAUGACUGGUUUGGAUGUCGUGGCUUCGAAGUACUGGAUAUAUCUUCUCUUCGUAUACACGACGACUCUCUGCAUUACUUCGCUGUAUCGGAUGUUCGCCAGUCUGUCUCCGACCAUCGACGAUGCCGUGCGCUUCUCUGGUAUCGCACUCAACCUGCUCAUCAUCUAUACCGGCUACGUUAUCCCUCGCACGCAGCUUUUGUCGGACUACAUCUGGUUCGGAUGGCUAUACUGGGUCAACCCAAUCGCUUACAGCUUCGAGGCAGUCAUGGCGAACGAGUUCUCCGAUCGCAAUAUGGAAUGUGCUCCCAACCAGUUGGUACCACAAGGUCCGGGGAUCGAUCCCGCCUUCCAGGGUUGCAGUCUCAGUGGCGCUGAGGUAAAUGCCAACUCGGUCAGCGGCGCAUCGUAUCUGCAGACGACGUACAACUACACUCGAGCAGAUCUCUGGCGCAACUUUGGGGUAGUCAUCGCUUUCGCCGUCGCGUACAUCAUUGUUACCAUUUUAGCUACCGAGCUCUUCUCGUUCGCUACUAGUGGUGGUGGUGCCAUAGUGUUCAAGAAGACAAAGAAGGCGAAACGUGUCUUGCAGAAGCAGCAAUUGGCAACAGCAACAAUCGACGCUGAGAAGAAUUCCGGUGGAGGAACGACACAGCGUCCGAAUGGGAAUGGCACCAUCACUGCCACCGAGGAGAAUGAAGCGCUCGAGUCGAUCUCCAAAAGCGAGAGCAUCUUCACCUGGCAGGAUGUCGAAUACACGGUGCCUUAUCAAGGCGGCGAGCGCAAGCUGCUGAACAAAGUCAGUGGUUACGCCAAGCCAGGUGUUCUAGUAGCCCUCGUGGGCGCCUCGGGCGCCGGAAAGACUACGUUGUUAAAUACCCUUGCCCAGCGUCAGCGCAUGGGUGUCGUCUCUGGAGAUAUGCUUGUCGAUGGCAGUGCUCUGGGCCUUGAGUUCCAACGUGGCACAGGCUUCUGCGAGCAGAUGGAUCUCCACGACGGGACAGCCACGAUCCGAGAAGCGCUCGAGUUCUCCGCCAUUCUCCGCCAAGACCGAAGCAUCUCGCGCCAGGAAAAGCUUGCCUACGUGGAUAAGAUCAUUGACUUGCUGGAGCUCACAGAGAUGCAAGAUGCUAUUGUCAGUAGCCUUGGUGUCGAGCAAAGGAAGCGACUCGCCAUCGGUGUUGAGCUGGCCGCCAAGCCACAGCUCUUGCUGUUCCUAGACGAGCCCACCUCUGGCCUUGACAGCCAGAGCGCUUGGAGUAUCGUGCGCUUCCUCAAGAAACUGUCGCAGGCUGGUCAAGCUAUCUUGUGCACGAUUCAUCAGCCGUCCUCGCAGCUCAUACAGCAAUUUGACAUGAUUCUGGCUCUGAACCCGGGUGGUAAUACAUUCUACUUCGGCCCGGUUGGAGAGAACGGCAGCGCCGUGACCAGAUAUUUUGCGGACCGGGGCGUGAUUUGCCCGCCGAAUAAGAACGUCGCCGAAUUCAUCCUCGAGACGGCAGCCAAGAAGCCGAAGAGGGAAGAUGGCACACGCAUUGACUGGAACGAGGAAUGGCGCAAGAGCCAAGAAGCGCAGGACGUGCUCUCUGAGAUCAACAGCCUCAAACUCACCAGGAGCAAGUCGGCCGGUGCGCACAAGAAGAAAGACGACGAGACGGAGUUCGCCGCACCGGUGUGGGAGCAGACGAUAAUGCUGACGAGGCGACUGUUCACGCAAUACUGGCGCGACCCAUCUUACCUGUACGGAAAGCUGUUCGUGGCCGUCAUUGUAGGCAUCUUCAACGGCUUCACAUUCUACCAGCUCGGAAACACGGUGCAGGAUAUGCAGAAUCGAAUGUUCUCUGUCUUCCUGAUCAUCACAAUCCCGCCGACUGUUGUCAACACCGUUGUGCCCAAGUUCUUCCAGAACAUGGCCCUCUGGCAGGCGCGCGAGCAUCCCUCCCGAAUCUAUGGCUGGUUCGCUUUUACAACCGCCCAGGUUGUAGCCGAGAUCCCCAUCGCGGUGGUCUGCUCCGUGCUCUACUUCCUACUCUGGUACUUUCCUGCAGGCCUACCGACCGAUUCGUCGACUGCGGGGUAUGUCUUCCUCAUGACGAUGCUGUUCUGGCUCUUCAUGAGCAGCUGGGGCCAGUGGAUCUGCGCCUUCGCGCCCAGCUUCACCGUUAUCUCCAACGUGCUGCCCUUCUUCUUCGUUAUGGUCUCGCUGUUCAAUGGUGUCGUGCGGCCGUACUCUAUGCUCCCUGUCUUCUGGCGCUACUGGAUGUACUACAUCAACCCUUCGACUUGGUGGAUUGGCGGCGUGCUGGCUGCGACGCUGCACAACACCCCCGUGCAAUGCGCGCCGUCCGAAACGGCCCGUUUCGACGUCCCCUCAGGCCAGACAUGUCAGUCUUAUGCGGGCUCUUUCGAAGGAGCAACACAUGGCCGUCUGCUGAAUCCGGACGCCACUGCGGACUGCCAGUAUUGUGCGCUGACCAGCGGGGAUCAGUACUUGGCCCAACUGAACGUGGCGGCAGGGGACAAAUGGAGAGACUUUGGAAUCUUUUUGGCCUUUGUGAUUAGUAAUUGGGCGCUGGUUUACUUCUUCAUCUACACCGUGAGGAUCCGCGGCUGGAGCUUUGGAUUCGGAAGAUUGUUUGGCGUGCUUGGAAAAGGUGUCGACGGUUUCAAAGGUUUGUUCCGGCGCAAAUCCGUGGAUGAGCGGGCAUAG
Diaporthe amygdali is the source of this 4647-nucleotide messenger RNA. RefSeq lists its product as uncharacterized. Lineage: Eukaryota; Fungi; Ascomycota; Sordariomycetes; Diaporthales; Diaporthaceae. Gene Ontology annotation, biological process: transmembrane transport. The transcript has a single exon. Gene Ontology annotation, cellular component: membrane. The coding region runs from base 1 to 4647 and encodes 1548 amino acids. The record is from RefSeq and is a predicted model, not a curated record. Gene Ontology annotation, molecular function: ATP hydrolysis activity; ABC-type transporter activity; ATP binding.